Messenger RNA from Manduca sexta (tobacco hornworm), 1590 nucleotides. RefSeq names its product adhesive plaque matrix protein. Bases 63 to 887 code for a protein of 274 amino acids. The transcript has 2 exons. The record is from RefSeq and is a predicted model, not a curated record. NCBI's taxonomy places the organism in Eukaryota, Metazoa, Arthropoda, Insecta, Lepidoptera, Sphingidae.
CGGCAGGGGCACGCGCCGCCAGUCGCUCGCCCGCCGCCCGCCCGCUCGGACACCCGCUCGAUAUGGACAUCAUCGCUUCAUUGUUGCUGCUGUGCGUGUGCGGCUGGGCGCAGUGCGAGCCGCUGCGCGCGGCGCAUCACCGCCGAAGCCACUACGGCGGCGUGUACGCGGGCGAGUUCGCGCAGGAGUACGAGCCGUACGUGUUCGCCGCGUUCCCGCUGCACCCGCCCAUGCCGGUGCUGCACGUGUUGUCACCGACACCCCUCGCGCCCACCAAGCGCGACCUGCUGCAUGCCGGCUCCAAGCACCGCCCGACCUACUCGCGCCCUGCGUACGCCACCUCCUCCUCAUCGUUCACGGACCUGUCGCGGCCGCCCUCCGCGUACGCGCAUGAUGACUACCCGCGACCCUCGUAUUCGCACUCGGACUACAACCGGCCCGCGUACUCUGAAUACCCUCGGCCUUCGUACAUGCACUCAGAGUAUACGAAGCCGUCGUACGUGAGCUCAUCAUACGUGCGACCGAGCUACGCUGACGUGUACCAGGAGAACUCAUACAGUCGGCCCGAGCCGCAGCUGACUUCGAACGAGGUUGAUUACCCCGCGCAGAUGUACCCAACGUCGGUGGCGCACGUGACGUACGCGAAGCCACCGCCGCAACCUCAGUCACAAAUUGAGCCUCAGUCCCAGGCGCAGUCGCAGCCACAGACACAGUACCCAGCGAGCCAGGAGACCUCGCCUACCAUCCUGUACGCCAAGCCGACCGCGCAUGGAGGAUACUCAUAUCAAAAAGAGCCGACAAAAAAACAAUCAGUACCAAAAAAAGUUGCGCCGACCGAGUCCCCUGUCAUAAUUAGAGUUCACAAGUACAGGAUAACGAGGACGUGAUGCGCUUCAUGCGGCACGCACGAUGGGAGAGAGAACUAAAUACUUAAGACAAAAACUUUGACCACACGCAGCUGAGCAGAUGAGGGCAAACGUAAUAAAAUACAUACCUAUCUAAGUAUAGGUUCAAUAAAUAAUACCGCUACCACUUAUCCGCUACUGUAGCUUCAUCACUACCAACGGGCUUUCAGGCCUUCAGAGCUUUCAACUAUUUACGAUAUAUAGAACAUGGUUUCGCCUGCUCCGUCCAGACCAUGCCCGGCUGCGUGUGACAAAGACCUAUAUUAUAAUAAUAUAGUUUCAAGCUCACUGUAACACAAUAACUCGAUUUGGCGCCGGGAGAGUAGACAAUGAGCGCUGCACAUAGUGCGCCUUAUACUGGCCACGUCAAGUUCAUCAUUUAGUGUAAGCAUGUUUUUAACUUUAUUUAUUAUUAUUUGUAACUUAUUAUAAGAUAAGUAUGGGUAAUUUAUAUCGAUCACACAUCGACUAUCGACUAGUAUAAUGACAAUUUCGAACUGUUACGAACUAAACUGAAUCGUUUGCAGGUAGAGCGGUGCAGUGUUUCUUAUUGAAUCUCGUGAAUCACGCCCGACUCUUCAACGAUUGUAUACAAUGUUAAUAUUCUAACGAACACAUAUUGUUUUAUUUGUCAAUCUAACGGCAGUGUAUACUUAACUAACAUAAUAAAUAAGGAAACAAUAUA